Molecule: messenger RNA, 4090 nt
Organism: Acipenser ruthenus (sterlet)
Lineage: Eukaryota; Metazoa; Chordata; Actinopteri; Acipenseriformes; Acipenseridae
Product: CD209 antigen-like protein E
Exons: 7
Coding region: 257-1102 (281 amino acids)
Source: RefSeq, a predicted model, not a curated record
AUUGUCUACACCUUUUAGGAUUUUGAAUGUUUGAAUCAGAUCGCCGCGUAGUCUUCUUUGUUCAAGACUGAAUAGAUUCAAUUAUUUUAGCCUGUCUGCAUAUGACAUGCCUUUUAAACCCGGGAUAAUUCUGGUUGCUCUUCUUUGCACUCUUUCGAGAGCAGCAAUAUCCUUUUUGUAACAAAGUGACCAGAAUUGAACACAAUAUUCAAGAGUCACAACUUCCUCUCUAGCUCACUUCUCUACAGCACUAGCAAUGGAGAUGGACAGCAUUUAUACUGGGCUGCAGAAUCCCUCGGAGGACGUCUACUCCACAGUAAACACACCCCAGGGCAAGAGAGCAGGAGCAGAACAGGAUUACCCCACCCCGCCUGUGAGUGCUGCUGGCAAAGCCUCUUCAUACAGACGACCUGUACUGGUCCUCCUCAUCCUGUGCUGUCUCUUACUGGCUGCCAUCAUCUCCCUCGCUGUCUAUCAUUUCAAAACUAAAGAAGACCCUGAGAAAUACACUACAUUACUGAAUCAGCUCCAGGACUUGAGCAGUGACUACAGCAACCUCAACAAGAAUCAUUCUGAAUUGAAAAAGAGCAAUACUGAGCUUUCUGUCAAAUCAUCAAUCUUGGAUAAAUACUGUCCUCUCAAAGAAGGCUCUUCAAAGGAGCGAGGUUGUUGUCCAGAGAAGUGGGUACCGUUCAAUGGAAAGUGCUACAACUUCUCACCUGAUACAAUGGACUGGCACUCCAGCCGGGCUAGCUGUGUGUCAAUGGGAGCAGACCUGGUGAUUAUAGAGGGCGAGGCAGAGCAGAGAUUCUUAUUGAAUGAAGCUAAAGCCCAUCCAGGGAAUCGCUACUGGAUUGGCCUGACUGAUGCUGUUACUGAAGGAGUCUGGCUCUGGGUGGACGACACUCCUCUCAAUGACAAGGCAAAAUACUGGCACGGUAAGGAGCCUGAUGACUAUAAGGAAGGUGUGGACUCGUCCGGGCAGGAUUGUGCAGAACUUAUGUACAUGUCAGUUCCAGAUCCCCUCAAAGCCUGGUCUGAUCAAUCGUGCACACAGCUAAAAAUCAGAAGGAUUUGUGAAUCCAUGGCAGUGAAUAUAUAAAACCAAUGUGGGUCUGUUUCACUUUAUCUCUUUAUUUAGAAAGCAAACACGCUACAAAAUGAAUCCCACAAGUUACAUUUCAGUUUAUAAACUAUGGUAUCCAAGUAUUUGUAUGAAAUAUAUAAAAAAUACACAUAAAAAAAUCAAACCAUAGCUUUUAUAAAGAGUUUGUUGAUUCAAAUGGCAAUAUUAUAUAUAUAUAUAUAUAUAUAUAUAUAUAUAUAUAUAUAUAUAUAUAUAUAUAUAUAUAUAUAUAAAUUCCCCUGACGUUUGCAAUCAUUUAUAAAAACAGAUAUAGAGAACAAAAUUUGGGGAUGCACAAUCAUUUUUAAUGAAAUACAAUAAUUUUGAGGCUCCAAUAUGAUAUCUUCAUUUUUUAGGUCUGGCAACACUGUUAGGGAGCACUUUGCAUGGAGGGGAUGGGAUGGGAAUGCAGAGUUAGGGUCAGUGUUGCCAGAUCUGAAAAAUGAAAAUAUCAUAUUGGAGCCUCUAAAUUAAAUUAGUUCAUGAAAAAUUAUCUUACAUGCCCAAAAUUUAAGAACACGCAAAUGUAAACUUUUUUUUUUCGUCCUUAAUUGGAUCAUAUUGCUGUAAAUAGUUGUUAACCUUGAGUUUAUGUACGAAAAAUGAAUGUGUGCAAAGUGAAGAAUGUAAAAAUCAUAUUUGUAUAAUGCCAAAUGCAGUUAGCUAGAAUUAUUGUGGAGUGGUCUAAAUGUAGUAUUUUAAGAUCUAUAUGAUAUAAAUAUAGGCUAUACAUAAUAGGAAAGAAAAUUAUAAUAAAUGGGCUUCAACAUGUUUGCAGCCUAAAUCACGGACAACACGCCCCACAUGUCGACCUGUUCCUAUCCAAAUUUAAAUAACUUUAGCAUAACAGAGGCAGAAGUGUUAAAGAGACUAGGAGCUCUUGAAAUAAACAAAUCCCCUGGGCCGGAUGAGAUCAUCCAAUAGUACUCAAAGAAAUUGAAGAAGUUAUUUAAAAAACGCUAACUAAGAUCAUGCAACAGUCUCAUGAGACAGCGGUUGUACCGACAGACUGGAGAAUUGCAAACAUAAUAAUGAUCAAUAAUUAUUUGUAAUGAAGUAUAACUACCAUAGCUAUAAAAAGGUACUAUAUCUAUGAUAACUACUAAUAGGGCAGCAGUGUGGAGUAGUGGUUAGGGCUCUGGACUCCUGACCGGAGGAUUGUGGGUUCAAUCCCAGGUGGGGGCACUGCUGCUGUACCCUUGAGCAAGGUACUCUACCUAGAUUGCCCCAUUUUUAUAGUUCAAGAAAACUCCAUAUCCCAUAUGGCACUGCGCUGGUCACAUUAAGGUCACAAACGCAUUAGCUGCUGUUUACAGUUAAACAGUGAUCAUGAGCAAAUUAAAAAAAAAAUGUUUAAUCAAACUUGAUGUAGUCAGAUGCUUGCGAUGCAAAUAAUGUAGUGCCAGGUAGCAGUACAACUGUUGAGACUUAAACCGACAGCACAGAGCCACAUGCGAAUGCAACUUAUUGCAAUUAUACAGUAGUAUGCAAAAAGCCUUUUGAGUACACGCGGCUGUAAAGUAAGAGCAUUAUUAAAUGUGAAAAGAAAACAUUCAUGGUAAGCUUGUCUUCUAUCAUUAUUUACACUGUGCUCUGCUUUGCGUGUUAACUUUAUUCCUGGUAUGUGUGGUUUACAUACAAAGCUUAACAUGACCAUUGGAAUAGUCCAAUCAAUUAUAUGUUUUUAUACUAAUAUUGCAAAUCAGUUUUUACAGCAGUUCUUUGAUGCAUUUGUAAAGUAUUGUUCCCUUCAACUUUUUGUUUUAUUAUUAUUACUCCACAUCGUUGCACAGACUCCACAUAAGUAAACAGAAAAUUCAAACACUCUGUCUAUUAAUGAGAAGUCUAUGUAUAAGUGUAAAAUAUAUUUAAAAUGUGAUCAUACUUGGAAAUGUUUGCUUUAAUAAUAGAGCAUGUUGCAAAUACUAAGAUGGUCUGCAAAACUAAAACUUACACAGAGAAACCUACAAUGGAAAUAAGGAUGUACUUUCCAUAUUAUAUAUAUAUAUAUAUAUAUAUAUAUAUAUAUAUAUAUAUAUAUAUAUACUGUAUAUAUACACACACACACACACACACACAUCUAUGUGUGACUUCCAAUACAGAGAUGACCAUUCUGUGGCAACCUACAUACAUGUUCAAGGCGUGUCCAUUUCUGCUAAACCAACAAAAAAACUGCUGUAAACAUGAAUCUCUUCAGCUAAAAAUCAACAAAACAAACCCCAUGACUGACACUAUGUUACGUGCUUUCAAUGAUCUCAUUACUAUGCCACACAUGCAUCACGUUUAUUUUCCAGCAUAUUAAACACGAGUAUGGCUUUUGUCAACAAAAUAAAUAAAUAAUAGCUCAAAGGGUUUCAAACAAAGGUUAAUGUUUGUAUGCUUGAAAAAGAAAAGUACAGAAGAAAUACAUUGUGUCACUUCACAUGUGUUCAUAUUCGAAUUGUUCUGAUUAUCUUUUCCAAUUCACAUGUCAAUGUUUUAGUCACAAACAGCAGUGAUCUUUCUUAACUUCUAAAGCAGUGGUUUACAACCCUGCUCAUGGGGACCCCUUGUGUCUGCUGCGUUUUCUUCCAACUGAGCUCUCAGUUACUUAAAUGAAGACUCAAUUGAACUAACAAUUUGGUUAAUCACAUUUUUAAACUAUUCUUCAGCUUAUAAGAAGUUGGAGAUUUCAAGUUCUAUUCAAUUUCAUACAGAACUUGAAAUCUCCAUCUCUUUCAAAUCAUUCAACAGCUUUGAUUAGGCCAAUUGUUAGUUUAAUUGAGUGUUCAAUAAAGAAAUUGAGUUGGAAAAAAGUAACAGCAGACACAGGGGGGUCCCAGGACCAGAUCUGAGAUCUUGUGACUGUGUCUGUGUUUUUUGUGUGUUUAACUGUGUCUAUUAUUUCGAGACUCCACUGCCAGCCCUCCAUUUCUUUACUGUUGUCAUCAGACUUUGGAUUAUAAAUACACCUCCAUUUCACCA